GCGUUCGCGAAAUCGCUGCUUUAUCACUGCGCAUGCGCAAAACGUUCUUUCUCUUCGCCCCCUUCCAUCAUGGCGCAGGAAACUAAGACAAAUCGGAUGCGCGACAUCCGCAUCCAGAAGCUAUGUCUGAAUAUCUGUGUUGGUGAGAGUGGUGAUCGUCUCACUCGUGCUGCCAAGGUGUUGGAAUCCUUGACUGGCCAGCAGCCAGUUUUCUCCAAGGCCCGUUACACAGUGCGUUCAUUCGGUAUCCGCCGUAAUGAAAAAAUCUCUGUCCACUGCACGGUCCGAGGCCCCAAGGCCGAGGAGAUCCUAGACCGUGGUUUGAAGGUCCGUGAGUACGAACUCCCCAAGGAGGGUUUCUCCUCCAUGGGCAACUUCGGCUUCGGCAUCCAGGAGCACAUCGAUUUGGGAAUCAAGUACGACCCCAGCAUCGGUAUCUACGGUAUGGACUUCUACGUUGUCCUUGGCCGUCCUGGAUUCGGCAUCAACAAGCGCCGCCGUGCCACGAGCCACAUUGGCACCAGGCAUCUUGUCACCAGAGAGGAGGCCCUCAAGUGGUUCCAGCAGAAGUAUGAUGGUAUCCUCAUCGGUGGUAAGAAGAAGAGGUCCAAGGUUGUCCGCCGCCGCCGUUAGGUUUGUUCAGUUUCCUCGCCACUCUCCACACUGCUCCCAACGAUGUCAAUAAAACGUUCUAAAAAGGAA
Molecule: messenger RNA, 702 nt
Organism: Sycon ciliatum
Lineage: Eukaryota; Metazoa; Porifera; Calcarea; Leucosolenida; Sycettidae
Product: large ribosomal subunit protein uL5-like
Exons: 5
Coding region: 70-633 (187 amino acids)
Biological process (GO): translation
Cellular component (GO): ribosome; cytosolic large ribosomal subunit
Molecular function (GO): structural constituent of ribosome; RNA binding
Source: RefSeq, a predicted model, not a curated record